CUCAAUUUAAUUGAAAAUAUUAAACAUAAUCUUAAUUAUCUUACAAUUAGUAUACAUGAUAAUAAUGGACAUAAUUCAAUUAUAUUACAAAAAUUAGGAAAAAUCAUUCCUUUAAAAUUAGAAUAUUUACAUUUGUAUCUUUAUUAUAUUAAAGCAUAUGAUUUUGAAGUAUUUCUAAAAAGUUCUCAAGAUACAUUUACUAAGAAAUUAUUGAUAAGUAACAUUACUAAAGGUCAAGAUAUUUUACCCUCUAUAAAAACAUAUAUCAUGAAAAAGAGAAGGGUUAAGUAUUUGGCUAUUAAUGGUGCUUUAUUUAGAUCUGAAUUCGUUAGUGAUGAAUUGUUUUCAUUGGAAGACGAAGUGAAGGAAUUUAUGUUGUAUGAUAUUAAAGUGAAAAGUUAUUAUGGUUUAGCGAUUAACAUGGAUGAUUUUAUGAAGGAAGUUAUUUAAUUAUUUAGUAAUAAUAAUUGAAAAAAAUAUUAGAUAUGAAUAUUCUUUU
Messenger RNA from Rhizophagus irregularis DAOM 181602=DAOM 197198, 499 nucleotides. Lineage: Eukaryota; Fungi; Glomeromycota; Glomeromycetes; Glomerales; Glomeraceae. The record is from RefSeq and is a predicted model, not a curated record.